This is a messenger RNA of Marmota flaviventris (yellow-bellied marmot), 2354 nucleotides long. It is a transcript of the gene Sqle, whose product is annotated as squalene epoxidase. Gene Ontology annotation, molecular function: squalene monooxygenase activity; flavin adenine dinucleotide binding. Gene Ontology annotation, cellular component: membrane; endoplasmic reticulum. The record is from RefSeq and is a predicted model, not a curated record. Gene Ontology annotation, biological process: cholesterol metabolic process; sterol biosynthetic process. Lineage: Eukaryota; Metazoa; Chordata; Mammalia; Rodentia; Sciuridae.
GGAGACCCCGUCAGGAAAAGGAAAGUAUGGUUUGCCCGAAGGAGGAGAGCGCGUCUCGCCGGGAGCUGUUGGAGCCGGCGAAUUUUUAAUACUGCCUCCCAAGUCCUGUACGAUUUAUUCUUAAGAUUGUUUUGUACUAUGUAUGAUUUUAAAUUUUGAUCUCUGACUUGUAAUCCUGGGAUCGCGGUUCCUGAGUUUGGCCGGUGCCCCCUGUUCCUUUUGGUACUAGGAUUUGUCGGGAGCCUCUAAUUACCAAACCCCUACUGCGGGGAGAAAAUUUCAACUUUGGUCGGUACUACCAAAGAAGCCUUUGGCAUCAUGUGGACUUUUCUCGGAAUUGCCACUUUCACCUAUUUUUAUAAGAAAUGCGGGGACUUCAUCACUUUGGCCAACAAGGAACUCUUCUUGUGCGUGCUGGUGUUCCUGUCGCUGGGCCUGGUGCUCUCCUACCGCUUUCGCCACCGAAAUGGGGGCGUCCUGGGGCGCCAGCAGAGCGGCUCUCAGUUCGCUCUCUUCUCAGAUAUUCUCUCAGCUUUGCCACUUAUUGGCUUCUUCUGGGCCAAGCCACCCCCUGGAUCAGAAAAGAAGGAGCAGCUAGAGUCCAGGAGGCACAGAAAAGGAAAUAAUAUUUCAGAAACAACUUCAGUAGGAGCAGCUACCUCUAUGUCAACAUCUUCUCUAAAUGAUCCAGAAGUUAUCAUCGUGGGAUCUGGUAUACUUGGCUCUGCUUUGGCCGCAGUGCUUUCCAGAGAUGGAAGAAAGGUGACUGUAAUUGAGAGAGAUUUAAAAGAACCUGACAGAAUAGUUGGAGAGUUUCUGCAGCCAGGUGGUUGUCAUGUUCUGAGAGACCUGGGUCUUGGAGAUACAGUAGAAGGUCUUGAUGCCCAAUCUAUAAAUGGCUACAUAAUUCAUGAUCGGGAAAGCAAAUCAGAGGUUCAGAUUCCUUACCCUCUGUCAGAAGACAAUCAAGUGCAGAGCGGAAGAGCUUUCCAUCAUGGAAGAUUCAUCAUGGGUCUCCGGAAAGCAGCCAUGGCAGAGCCCAAUGCCAAGUUUAUUGAAGGCACAGUGCUGCAGUUGUUAGAGGAAGAUGAUGCUGUGACAGGAGUUCAGUACAAGGACAAAGAGACUGGAGACAUAAAGGAACUCCAUGCUCCAUUGACUGUCGUCGCAGAUGGGCUUUUCUCCAAGUUCAGGAAAAAUCUUGUCUCCACUAAAGUUUCUGUUUCAUCUCAUUUUGUUGGCUUCCUUAUGAAGAAUGCACCACAGUUUAAAGCCAAUCAUGCUGAACUUCUUUUAAUUAACCCAAGUCCAGUUCUCAUCUACCAGAUUUCAUCCAGUGAAACUAGAGUACUUGUUGACAUUCGUGGAGAAAUGCCAAGGAAUUUGAGAGACUACCUGACUGAACAAAUUUACCCACAAGUUCCUGAUCACCUGAAAGAACCAUUCCUAGAAGGCAUUCAGAAUUCUCGUUUGAGAGCCAUGCCGGCAAGCUUUCUUCCUCCUUCACCAGUAAACAAACGAGGUGUUCUUCUUUUGGGAGAUGCAUAUAAUUUGAGGCACCCUCUUACUGGUGGUGGCAUGACUGUUGCCUUUAAAGAUAUAAAACUGUGGAGAAAACUGCUGAAGGGCAUUCCUGACCUGUAUGAUGAUGCAGCUAUUUUCCAGGCCAAAAAAUCAUUCUAUUGGUCAAGAAGAAAGUCUCAUUCCUUUGUUGUGAAUGUCCUUGCUCAAGCUCUUUAUGAAUUAUUUUCUUCCACAGAUGAUUACCUGCAUCAACUAAGAAAAGCCUGUUUUCUUUAUUUCAAACUUGGUGGAGAAUGUGUGGCAGGUCCCGUUGGGCUGCUUUCUGUGUUGUCUCCUAACCCUCUGGUUUUAAUUGGACACUUCUUUGCUGUUGCAAUCUAUGCCACAUAUUUUUGCUUUAAAUCGGAACCGUGGAUCACAAAACCCCGAGCCCUUUUCAGUACUGGUGCUGUCUUGUACAAAGCGUGUUCUGUGAUAUUUCCUCUAAUUUACUCAGAAAUGAAGUAUAUGGUUCAUUAAGCUCAGAGGGGACCAUGUGGAACUCAAGUCCCGUGAGAAAUUCUGGAAACGGCUGUGUGCCCACCACUUCUGAAGUGGCCACUCUUGGACCAAGACUGGGAUUACUUUCUUUGUGAUGUUUUUGUAUAUAAGCAUGUAAAUAUAUGCCUUAAUUUUCAAUUUAAAAUGAAGGGUAAAAUAAGUUAGAUAUUUAAAAGAUAUGAUUGUUACCAUAAAUUAGCACUAACAUGGAAAAACUUCAGUUUUUCUUUUGAUUUCAGUAUUGGGGAUGAGUCUUGGGACAUGCAAAUAAAAUGAAGAGUGAACCCUGG